GGUGGCCGACGGCAGCCUGAAGAAGGCGCUGUCUGCAUAUGGCGUAUCUUCGAGCUGCAACCCGCUCAAGGUGCGGGUUCGGCGUGACUACGCGCUUUUGACCAAUGCCGAGAAGCUCGAAUAUACACGAGCGGUCAAAUGUCUGAUGGAUGCCCCUUCCAAGAUCCCCGAAGGCGUCGCUCCUGGUGCUAAGUCCCGCUACGACGACUUUGUCGCCGUCCACAUCAACCAGACCAAGACUAUCCACUUUACCGGCAACUUCCUGACGUGGCACCGGUACUACAUCCACGCGUUUGAGACGGCGCUGCGCGACGAGUGCCGCUUCACGGGCACGCUGCCGUACUGGAACUGGGCCAAGUCGGCGCAGGACCCGCUGGGCUCGCCGUACAUGGACGGCUCGGCGUACUCGCAGGGCGGCAACGGCGUGUGGGAGCCGCACGUGUGCACGCGGCCGGGCAACAUCAACGCGCCGUGCAUCUCGCCGGUGGUCGAGGGCCGCGGGGGCGGGUGCGUCGCCUCGGGCCCCUAUGUCAAGUACAAGGCCAACCUGUCGUCCGUCGACGUCUGGUUUAACUACCCAAACAUCAAGUCGGGCCCCCUGAUGAGCUAUGCGCCGCGCUGCAUGCGCCGCGAUAUCCUGCCCGAGUACACGCAGGCCCGGGCCACCGAGCAGCACUUGCUCAACUACUUCACCAACAGCACCCUCGGCAACCUCGAGGCCUGGCAGGCAGAGCUGCAGGGCGGGACAGGCCUGCACUCGGUCGGCCAUUUCAGUUUUGGCGGCGAUCCCGGCGGUGAUAUUUAUACCAGCCCAAAUGAUCCUCUCUUCUGGUUGCAUCAUGGCAUGGUGGAUCGUGCCUGGUGGAUGUGGCAGAACCAGAAGCCCCCGGCAGAGCGUCAUUUUCAAAUCGCGGCAACCCGGACGAUGCGCAACAACCCGCCCUCGGACAACGCCACGCUCGACGACAUUAUCGACCUGUCCUGGGUCACGCCGCAAAAGGGCGGCGUCAGGUCGGCCAUCAAGAACCACGUCAGCACGGUUGCCGGGCCUUACUGCUAUGUGUACAUGUAAGAAGGAGUGGUUGAUUUCCCGGAGCGACUAUGGGGGCAUACAAUGCCGAGCCGAUGCGGAGUUGGUGCACGCGAGACGGGGUGUGCAUGUAAUGGCGGCUGUGUUUGAGAUGUUAUAGUUAGAGCUUUAGAAUUAUAUACCAGCAUAUGGUGUGCAUCGGU
Microdochium trichocladiopsis is the source of this 1233-nucleotide messenger RNA. RefSeq lists its product as uncharacterized. The transcript has 5 exons. The record is from RefSeq and is a predicted model, not a curated record. Gene Ontology annotation, molecular function: oxidoreductase activity. Bases 146 to 1072 code for a protein of 308 amino acids. NCBI's taxonomy places the organism in Eukaryota, Fungi, Ascomycota, Sordariomycetes, Xylariales, Microdochiaceae.